UGAAAUGUAAAAAACAUCUGCGCCGUUUAUACUGUAGGAAAGAGCCAGCGAGCACCCUCUCUCCGUCUCUCUCUCUCCCUCUCUCUGCGCCGUUCAUACUAGGAAAGAGGCAGCCAGCGCGUUCUCUCUCUCUCUCUCUCUCUCUCUCUUCCUUCGAACCAAAGUCAGACAGCCGAGACAAAUAUCAAAACAAAAGAUCGCCACAGCCCACAUCCCCAAAUCAACCGACAACCCAUCUUCCUCCUAUCGCGUUACCAUUGAUUGAAAAACUGAUUGAGACCCAGCAACACCAGCACUCCGACUUGAUGACGUCAAUCUUGGUAUUUUGCCGGCUUUGCUAGAUCACAAAUCCAAUCCUAACGGUCAGAUUUUCACUCUUUCUUGAUUCAGUCUUUCUGGGUUUUCUUCAAUCAAGGCUAUUGAUUAUGUAUUCAUCGAAUUCAAAUACAGAGCCUUCUUCUAGGUUUCCCAAUUUAAAUGAAGUUAACCCAGAUAUUGGCUUGGGUGUGCCGUUAGGGUUUGGAAAGCCGGCAUUUGGCUCAGCGGCAUCGGGCCGUUCGAGGCCGAGACUGGUGAAAUUGAGAAAACCAAAGGGUAGGAUGGAAACUGGUAAAAAUGAUUCUGGGUUUAACCCGUUUCGACCUGUUCCAGAUAAUUCCGUUCCGGGAGUGGAUUCUUCAUUUUUGGGGAAAAAGUUGAACUUUGGAAACGUUGGUAGUGAGAAUUUUGUGUUUGGCAAUUCGAAUACCAAUGUGGACAACUCUAGUGGAUUUGUGGGAAAUAAAGUUCUUGAUGACAUGGGGAAAUUGAAAAUUGGAAGCAAUUUGAACACCAAUGUUGAGAACUCUAGUGGGUUUGUGGGAAAUAGAAUUAUUGAUGACAUGGGGAAAUUGAAAAUUGGAAGCAAUCAAGAGUUUGCGAGUACUGCGAAUCCCAUGUCAAAUGUAAAUGCAAAUGAUAGAGAGAAUUUUAGUCAUGUUGAGGGCUCUGAUAAAGUGAUUCCCGUAUCUGGAGGUGUCUUUAAAGGGAUUGGCAUUGACAAAAAUGCGGUGUCUAAACUCCCGGAGGAGAUUGGUAAGUUGAACAUUGAGGGUUCAGCAAAUUUGGAAAGGUCUAAGAAUCUGAAAGAUGUGAGUUCUAAUGUAAGUGCAGAAAAUAAGACCCAUUUCAGCUUUGGAAGUAGUGACGACGCUGCGAAAUCAUGUGUUACAAGCGUGGCAUCAGAACUUCCAAAUGAGUUGAAGAAGUUGAACAUUGGUAAGGGUAGUUGUUCUUUGGGUGGAAGCUCAGCAGCAAGUAUACUUCCUGAAAAGAUGAUGAAUUUGAAUGUGAAGGAUCCUGUGAAUACUGAUGAUGGUGAGAAGAAAGAUGAUAAUUUCAGUGCCAAUGACCAGAGUGGUUUUGUGUUCAGAAGUGACAGAGGAUCUUCUGGUAUUUUCUAUGGGAAAGCAGAUAGUAUGUUAUCUGAUGACAUGCUGAAGUUGAAAAUAGCAACGCAGGGAGGGGAUAAUAACCAUCAAAGACAGACUUGUUUUGGCAAGGAUUCGAUGGGAAAUUUGAGCAAUAAGAAUCGUGAUGAUUGUUUCAAACCAGUUCGAGAUUUUGUUGAAGUGCCUUCUGUGGUCAGACCUGGAAAGAAGGACGAGUUUAACUUUACAAGCAGUUGGAAUGGUAUGGGGCCAACGCAUGUAGAGUUCACUACACCAAACCCAAAAGGAAACAUAUUUCCUGGCUUAGAUGAGAAACUGGAGUUCAGUGCGAAACUGGAGUCAACUAAAGAUGCCAGGUCAAAGAAAAGAAGAGGAAAAUUGAAGAAACCUACCUCAUCUCAACCAUUGCUUGGAAAAGAUUUUGUCUUUAUGAAAAGUAGUUCACAAGAAAAUCCAGACUCCUUUGAGGCGUAUUCUCCUAUGGACGUUUCUCCAUAUCAGGAGAUAUUGGCCGAAAAUACGGGUUCAAGAGAAACUUCUGUGACAUCAGAAGAGGCCUUCCAUCCUUUUAUCAAUGAUGCCUCAAGUGAGUCGUGCCCAACAGUUUUGAAUGAUGCAACAGAUGAAGAUUUGGUCUUUGCUACUCAAUCAAUGGAUAUUAACUAUGAUGAUAGGAAAUCUACGGACACAGAAGUCGGAAAUUCUGAAUACUGGGUUGGUAAAGAAGGUGGUGCUAAAAGUCAUUCACCAGAGUCUGCUGCGCGGGCUGAUAGUGAAAGCUUUAAGACUGCGAAUGAGCAGUUAGAAUGUAGUACUGAUUCCUUCGUUACGGCUACGGAUAACGAAGUGAGUUCCAGAUUGAGGAUUGAGAGGCAAGAUAGUGAUGGGAGAAUGCAAUUUAGUUUUACUUCAGCUUCAGUAGAUGUUGGUGGGACCAGCUUUAUGUUUGCUGCUUCCUCCUCAGUUCAAGGUCAAUCAUCAGCAGCAAUGCGCCACCAAAAAAAGAAAAAUCGUGCAAAAGUUGUUCAAGAGUCUUAUAGUAGUUCCACUCCUAAUACUAUAGUUCCACCUGCAUCAUCCUCUAUGCAAUUUUUCCCAAACUCAGACACAACUUCACUUUUGUCCCCCAGGCGGGGUCAAAGAGGAGAUCUGCCCUCUUCACUCAGCAGAAGGGGGGAUAAACCGGAAGCAGUUAAGGAACAGGAAAUCAAGCAAAGCUCCACACCUGCUGCAAGCAUCGCAGCUCAGGAAGCUUGUGACAAGUGGCGACUAAGGGGAAACCAAGCCUAUGCAAAUGGUGAUAUGUCCAGAGCUGAGGAUUAUUACACACAAGGGGUGAGCUGCGUUUCUGAAAAUGAGAACUCUAAAAGCUGCCUUAGGGCUUUGAUGCUGUGCUAUAGCAACCGUGCGGCAACGCGAAUGUCCCUUGGAAGAAUGAGAGAAGCACUUGCAGACUGCAUGAGGGCUGCUGCUAUAGAUCCCAAUUUUCUCAGGGUGCAAGUUCGAGCUGCAAAUUGUUAUCUGGCUCUUGGGGAAGUUGAAGAUGCGUCGCGGCAUUUCAUGAAGUGCCUGCAAUCAGGAAGUGAAGCCUGCGUGGACCGAAAGCUAGUAUUAGAAGCCUCUGAGGGCCUGGAUAAGGCGCAGAAAGUGUCAGAGUGCAUGAAACAGUCUGCAGAGCUUUUGCGCCGGAGAACAUCCAGUGAUGCAGAGAGUGCUUUGGGAGUAAUUGCUCAGGCUUUGACAAUAAGCUCUUACUGUGAAAAAUUGCUUGAAAUGAAAGCCGAUGCUCUUCUCAUGCUGCGGAAAUAUGAAGAGUUGAUCCAAUUAUGUGAGCAGACUCUUGGUUUUGCUGAGAUGAACUAUCAUGCACUAAUUGCUGAUAGCCACAGCCUGAUUGCCUCCUUCCGGGUAUGGCGAUUGCACCUGAGUAUUAAGUCCUACUUCUAUCUUGGUAGGCUUGAGGAGGCUCUUGAUUUUCUGAAGAAGCAAGAGGAAUCUGUCUCUACCAAUAAAGAGAGUGAAAGCAAGAGUUUGGCAUCAUUAUUACCCUUAGCUGGCACAAUCGUUGAGCUUGUACGCCAUAAGACUGCAGGAAAUGAAGCAUUUCAAUCAGGAAGACACACAGAAGCCAUUGACCAUUACACUGCUGCUUUGUCAUGCACCGUUGAGUCACGCCCCUUUGCAGCUGUUUGUUUUUGCAAUCGUGCUGCUGCAUACAAGGCUAUGGGCCAGAUCGUGGAUGCCAUAGCAGAUUGCAGCCUAGCUAUAGCCCUUGACGGAAAUUAUCUAAAGGCAAUUUCUAGGCGAGCUACCUUGUUCGAGAUGAUUAGGGACUAUGACCAAGCAACUGCGGAUCUUCAGAGACUAGUGUCAGUUCUCGUGAAACAAGCAGAGGAUAAGGCCAAUCAAUCUGGUGCAUCUGAUAGAAGCAGCAGUGUGAAUGAGUUAAGACAGGCUCAACAACGAGUUUCGGCAAUGGAAGAAGAAGCGAGAAAGGAAGUCCCCUUGAAUAUUUACCUCAUUUUGGGAAUUGAUCCAUCUGUAACGGUGUCAGAGAUUAAGAAGGCUUAUCGCAAAGCUGCACUCAGACAUCAUCCUGACAAGGCUGGUCAGUCCUUGGCUAAAAGUGAGAAUGGAGAUGACGGGCUGUGGAAGGAGGUAGUGGAAGAGGUUCACAAAGGUGCUGAUAGGCUCUUCAAAAUGAUUGGACAAGCAUAUGCUGUACUUUCCGAUCCUAACAAGCGGUCACGGUAUGAUCUAGAAGAGGAGAUGAGGAACGCCCAAAAGAGAGGAAAUGGUGGCAGCGCAUCAAGAAUGCAUACAGAUGUCCAUAAUUAUCCAUUUGAGAGAAGCGGAAGCAGGCGCCAAUGGCAAGAGGUUUGGAGACCAUAUGGAAACUCCCAAUCUAGAACCUCAGAAACAAAUCGAUCGAGCAGGUAUCCGUGACAACUUUUGCUACUCUCUCUCUCUGAGAGGAAUCUUGGCUUGGGUCAAAGCUUUUAGGCUGUGUUCAGAUCAUGGUUUGUGGGGGGAUUUAUGGAUGGACAAAAAGUCAAAAGAGGAAAGACGCAAGAAACAGCUUCACAAAUCCUUUGUAUUGUCUGUUAGUUCAUGCAUAAAUGCUAGGGCCAAACACAAAUUAUGAAAGCUACAUGCCGAGUAGCUUUAUUGAGAGGUGCAGCAUAUGGGUAGGGACUUCGGCCACAAGUUGGGAAUAGAUGGAGGUUUUAACACUGUGAGCUAGGGAGAGAUUUUUACAGAUUGAAGAACAUAAAAGUUGGGGAGUUAAGGAGAAAAAAAAAAGAAGGCAAAAACAAAAAUCUAUUUAAUUUAGGAAAUACUGAGGGCAUGAUACAAAGGGUCGUAGAGAGGGAGGGGGGAGCUCUGCAGAUGUACUGGAAUCGUAUACAGAUGCGAUGAAUGUAUCGUUUGACACUGACUAGAGUAUGUUUAUGUGCCGGCAAUGUGUACAGAAGUGAGAGAAUGUAUUCUUCUGGUUGAUGGAAGAUUGCUGGCCUUGGACAAUAGUCUUACCUGCACAAAAGAAUGACAUUUUUCCAGAGAGAUCGUGAAGCGACACAGGAAGCACCCCCUCUCCAAACACAUUAUUUUCUUGAUUUUUAGUUUCCUUAAAUAUCGUUCCUGACAGUACGGAGCGUCUUUCGAUUGUACAGCCACUGUAUAUGGCAUUUGUUUGGAAAUUUAAGAAAUGGACUAGAAAACACGGCAGCAGAGAUAGUUUUACCUUGUGGUGGUGUUCAACGGUUGGUGAGUUGAUGGAUUGGUUGGUGUUUUACUGGGCUUUUUGAUGGUUCGAUUA
Molecule: messenger RNA, 5250 nt
Organism: Rhododendron vialii
Lineage: Eukaryota; Viridiplantae; Streptophyta; Magnoliopsida; Ericales; Ericaceae
Exons: 11
Coding region: 426-4376 (1316 amino acids)
Molecular function (GO): protein binding
Source: RefSeq, a predicted model, not a curated record